Talaromyces rugulosus is the source of this 1806-nucleotide messenger RNA. RefSeq lists its product as uncharacterized. The record is from RefSeq and is a predicted model, not a curated record. NCBI's taxonomy places the organism in Eukaryota, Fungi, Ascomycota, Eurotiomycetes, Eurotiales, Trichocomaceae. The coding region runs from base 1 to 1806 and encodes 601 amino acids. The transcript has 2 exons.
AUGUCCCCACAAGCUGUAUCCAGCACCUCGACGCCACUCUACCGCGUCUUUCGCGGUCUCAAGUCGACACAGGUCAUCGCCGUGCCUGCCACAGAAGCUGAAUGGCUCGUGGCGUUGAACGAUUUCAAAAGCAUUUACCUGGCAGGAAGAUGGAAAGAGUGUGAGACAAAAUGCACAAGACUGCUUGAGGCUGCCAAGAACAAGCCAGUAAUACACCCAUAUCUACUGUUUCUGAUAGGAACCUGUGUCGAAAUACAUGCCAGAAAUAUGCACCAGUACUCGUCUGGCAAGGGGAAGAAAGUGAAAGAAGCAGCAGACUGGUUUGAAAGAUGCGAGAAAGCGUUGCCCCAGUCCAUGGUGGUCCCAUGCCCAGAGCCCACUAUUGACAAUCCUAUUUUCAGAACGCCUGUCAAUCGACAAGGGCUGGUAGUAGCUCCUGUCGACGACUCGCCUUUGACCGCUUUCGGAGAGCGUGGCCGCUUUUCACCUCAUCACGACGAGGAGCUAACACAUUCCAAGCACUUCAGCUUUGGUAGCAAUGCUAUGGUGUCUUCUCUAACAGAUAUGAGUUAUCUAAACAUGGAGACUCACUCUCCUGACGAGACCGAUCCGUUUAUUUCCCUCACUCCUGAGUCGGAAUCUGCCAGAGCAAGAUUGGACGACUGGUCCAUCCCUCCGCCACCUAAACUCGCGCCGUUGCCCUUGCGUAUUCGCAAAGUGAAUGCAGACGAUACUUCGAAGAAGCAUGUUCCCAAAAUCCCACAGUUUACUACAAUUCCCUCGCCCUUCAGCCAGGCUAGUCCUACGAACGGCAUUCAUUGGUUUGACGAAGACGACUCCUCAAGCCCCCUGCGAGGAGUGGAAGUGCAGAACAAUGAGGUUACUGAGGUUUACGGCGACGAUCCCUUUUCAGAUCAUCACGUUGUUAAUGCCAGGUACAACUAUUUCGAUUAUGAUGAUGAGGUUUUUCGUCGGGACAUGGACAACGCUGUCGAUUUCCACACUAGCCCAGCACUGUCUUUCAAAUACGACAGCUUUGACAGAGACUCUGGAAGGCAUGCUGUUUUGCAAAGGGAAGAUUCUAGCUUGUGGUUCAAGAAUCAUCGCUCCAGUCUUAAGCCCUCGCCACUACGUAUCAGACCGAAAAAGACACAAGCCACCACCACGCCUGAUGGGGGCUCAGACUCGGACAGCACCUCGCUCGCGUGCCUGCAACGUUCCUGGGAAAUAUCUUCUUUUGAGGGUACCUACGCAACUGACUCGGACGCGCACUCUCUUCAUGCUGUUGAGUCGACUUGGUCUCCACUCUCAAGACAAUACCAUGCCUCGCUGGCUGCCGAAAACGAGCGUUUUCAAACCCUGCGUGCGCGUAUUACCAGGUACAACAAUCAUCUCACCUCUCUCUCCAAUCAGCUGCAGGAGACCGUCCGAUGUCUGCACCAGCUUGCGAUGGAUAUUGACUCGAACCGUACUACGCAUAUUGAAGCUCGCAGGAUCCAGCCUACAAAGUCUUAUUGGAGUUUUGCGGUGAAGAACGAAUCUGGAAGUGCUGUGGACGCAAGCAAUAGCGACGACUAUGAUGAGCAUCGGGACAAACCUGAGAUGAAAGCAAAUCUUAACUGGGCGGCGCCAGGAACAAUCCUCAAUGAAACCAAAGAGGAGAGAAUCAAAAGAUUGCGGGCGGGUAGAUUUGAAACUGUAGGUAUGCAGAACGAAAAAAGAGGCCACAAGGGAAGGGGUUGGUAUUUGGAUCUAUGCGAAGAGGUUUUGGACGAUAUUGAAGGAUUGAUGAGGGGGAUUUACUGA